AUGUCUGAUAUUAGAAUUAACGAUAAAGCACCUGAAGUUAUUAAUGGAAAAGGAUAUACUUUUGCAUCAGAUAUUUAUAGUAUCGGUAUUCUUAUGUGGGAAAUUUCAUCUGGACAACCUCCAUUUGAUAAUUAA
Funneliformis geosporum is the source of this 135-nucleotide messenger RNA. The record is from the annotation of a GenBank genome assembly. NCBI's taxonomy places the organism in Eukaryota, Fungi, Glomeromycota, Glomeromycetes, Glomerales, Glomeraceae.